GUUAACUAAUCAGCCCUGGGAAUCUGGGGCUCAUAGACCAGGGUACGACCGCACGAUCCAUUUACACUUUUUUACUACAUCUACAUCGUCAUCCCGAGUGCGCGGGAUGAGACGACGACAUCUCCAGCUGCUUGAAACUAUCCGCCGCAGCAGCACACAAGACUUCAAGUUCAGACAUACUAGUCCCAGCUUUCCCCGCAGCUUUAGCAAGUCACCGCAACUUCUUGGGCGAACGCCGACGCCAACGAGCUUGACAGCUAUGGCGCCCCUCAAUCCCGCUUCGCAGGAAGCCAUCGAUCGACUCCGCAGAUAUACACCCCCGCCAACGGCAUAUGGUCAAGUGCCCUUGUCCAGGCGGGCGGCGGUGUUGAUUCUGCUUUAUGCCGAUCUCCAGGGUGACCUGAGAGUUGUGAUUACGAUUCGGGCCAAGACAUUGAGUUCGUAUGCAGGAGAAGCUGCUUUACCUGGAGGCAAAGCAGACACCCUAUCAGAAACAGCCUUCCAAACCGCCCGCCGCGAAGCUUGCGAAGAGAUCGGCCUCCCGGAUAUCAACCAGCCACUGCCGCCACCCUUCUCGGUCGAGCAUCUCUGUGAGUUACCGGCCAACCUAGCCAAAACAGAGCUGGUGGUGCGGCCGUGCGUUGCGCUGCUGCACUCGUUUGACCCUGUUACGGGGGCCAAUGCGGAUCCCGAGACGGAAUUGAUUCCUCGACUGGAUGCGCGUGAGGUGGCGGCUGUGUUUACGGCGAGGUUUGAUGAUUUUUUGAGAUUGGUUAAUUGUGAGGGGAGGGGGAGGGAGAUUGGUAUAGGGGUUCUUGGAGUUUGUGGCAUCAAAGUCAAUGGCGGAGUAAUGCACCAAUUCUUCGUCCACAGCACCAACCACGCCAUCAAACCCCACAGCCCGAACAACAAAGCCCAAAACGCCGCCGUCGACAAACUCACCCACCAAGAAGAAACGGGUCAAGUCCAGCACUACCGGGUCUUUGGAAUGACGGCGCGGAUUAUCGUGGACGCGGCGCGGGUCGCGUUCGCGCGGGAACCGGAAUUCGAGCAUAAUAGCCAUUUUGGAGAUGAAGAGAUGAUUAAUAACUUACGCCGGUUGGGCCGGUUGAGUCAGGUUCGGAGGCCCGGGGAUGAAUUGACCAGGGAGAUGAUGGAGAGGGCGGCCAAAUUGAGUUAGAUUAUAGAAGAGUGGAGAGUGGAGGUUUGGGGAUAGUACAGCCCUGUAGAGGUCUAGAUGGAAGCGGGGACGGAUGAUGGAUGUACAGAGUACAUAGUAUGAGUAUG
Messenger RNA from Penicillium subrubescens, 1287 nucleotides. Its product is annotated as NUDIX hydrolase. The transcript has 5 exons. Gene Ontology annotation, biological process: coenzyme A catabolic process. The record is from RefSeq and is a predicted model, not a curated record. Gene Ontology annotation, molecular function: coenzyme A diphosphatase activity; acetyl-CoA hydrolase activity. The coding region runs from base 107 to 1180 and encodes 357 amino acids. Lineage: Eukaryota; Fungi; Ascomycota; Eurotiomycetes; Eurotiales; Aspergillaceae.